AACCAAUAGUUUUAGUAUUAUUGAUUGGUGGUAAUUUUGUCACCACGACAAAAAUUGAGGGUACAAAUUGCAAAUUGCCUGCUCUUGAUUUCCUGCCAUUUUCCCCCUUUGUUUCAACUUGAGCUUCAGCCAUAUUAAAGAUUUUUGUUCCCCGAAUUGGCUGUCGGAUUCCUUUCGAAGUUUGAUGAACUGAUCGGACGAUGGCUGAGAUUGAACAGGACGGUCACCGUGGAAAUGAAAUUGAAGAGAGCAGAAGCAAUUCGACUGCGGAAAUUACUCUCAAAAAAAUUGGUCCUUCGCCUCCCUCUCGUUUAAUUGUUCCGUCUUCAAUCAAAGUGCAUGACUUGAGAAAAUUGAUUGCUCAAAAUGGAGAUUUGCCUAGCGAAAAUCUGACGCUUAUUUGGCGAGGAAAUGUGUUGCAUGACAACAAAAAUGGCAAUGAUGUAAUAAUUCAACUAAAGAACGGAGAUUCCUUAAUAGUUGCUACUAAACCAAAACCACCUCCAAAGCAUGCAGAUGAUGGUUUGGAUGAUGACGAUGAUCAUGAACUGAGGUUUCAACUUCCACAAUCAGUCACUGGGUGGAAAAGGAGACUUUUCAUUGCAUUACGUGAGAAGUUGAAGUUACCCGAUAUCCUUUUGAUGGCAAUGGUCUCGCUUAGUGUAAAGAUGUGGAUUCUAAUUGUUUUAUGGUUUAUUCUGGCACCUGUUGCCCAAAAAUUGGAUCUUGGCCCUUUAUAUGUACUUGCAACAGGGUUUGCUAUUAUCUUCUACAAUCUUGGACAGCGACAACCUGGUGAUGUCAGUGCAUAUUCUAUCUUCAAUGAAGAUUUCAGGGAACUUCCGGGGACCCUUAAUGCUGAGCGCCUAGACAGAGACAUUCGAGCUGGUCAAUUUUGAGUGAGAUGUAGUCGGCAGUGCCAAAUUUUGUGCCAUCAAGAUACAUGUGCGAUAACUGUACAGGAAACAUGCUAAUCCUUAGCUUAUCUUUAAUUGAAAAACUGCAAAUCAAUUUUUUGUGCUGACUAAAGAUAAAGCUACUUUGGUGGUGAAA
Coffea arabica (coffee) is the source of this 1053-nucleotide messenger RNA. RefSeq lists its product as uncharacterized. Gene Ontology annotation, molecular function: protein binding. NCBI's taxonomy places the organism in Eukaryota, Viridiplantae, Streptophyta, Magnoliopsida, Gentianales, Rubiaceae. The record is from RefSeq and is a predicted model, not a curated record.